GGGAAGCAGCCCGCGCGGCAGACGAUAUGCGCGCGCGACUGGGCGCGCUGGGCUCUCUGCGCGCCCCCGCCUAACCUCGCGUAUUAUGUAUAUCGUGUAAUUUUAUUUUAUUUUAUAUUUCCCUCCCUCCCUCUCUCCCUCCCUUCCUUCCUUCCUCCCUUUUGCAUUCUUGCAGUAGUACGCCCAGUUGCUUCCUGGUAAGAGCUCGCUGGAUGGGGGAGGGGCGGCGCAGGCAGCAGCGGAAACUCGGCGCUUCAGAUAAGAGCGUGCCCUGCACAGCCGUCGGCGACAGUCUUUUUUGCACUGCAGCUGCCGGAGGUUUUAGGGCGACGAGAAUGCCGCUGUGACAAGGCGAGUGGCGCGUCCCAUCUUUUCCCCCCUCCCCUUUUCUCUCCCUUCCCCCACCUUUUCCCCCCCAGUGCUUGUUUUGGUUCUAUUUGUUUAUGCUUUUUCCCCCUCCCUUAUAAAACAAAACAAAACAAAAACAAGGUUUGGGAGGGUCACCCUUUCCCGAAUUACCCCCCUCCCAAAAUGCCUUGGUCGACCCGUCCGAGAUCUGAUGGUUGCCUCUGAAAAAAUGUUGAGAGGUUGGUACUAAGAAGUGCCUUUCCUGACAUCUCUGCUGCUUGGAAUCGCUUCUAGAGCAGCCUCUGCUUUUGCCUUGCUUGCUGCCAGCUAGACUGCGACGACACCACAUCUACCCUCACCUCUUGCCCAGCCACCCCUCCCCUCUAAGCAUCAGGCAUUGCCCUAGGCUGCUUUAGUUAAUCUUACAGAAAUAAAAGUUUGCUGGAAAAGUGAGCAGUCUUCUGCCAGGAAAAGAAAAGGGGGAAAAAAAUCAGAGAGGGGAGGAAAAAAAAGAGAGAUCCAAACCGGUUUCUUGAUUUGUUGCUCUAAACUGCUGCAUCUGUCUGUGCCAAACUAAUCAUUACCAAUUGCACCACACCAAAAAUUAAGAACGAAUAAUUAUUGCAGAUUCAGCUGUGUGUGGAGACAACUUUUCCUGAGAGCAGCUUGAAAAAUUCUGUGUCCAAGGGUCUGCCACCUUUUUUUGCUGCUUGCGUUUGGGGCUCCAAAUCAGCAUUCAGAAUGGGUUAUUGAGAGCACAAGGCUAGUUCGAAGGCACACUUUUAAAUGUUCCUCUUACUUUUGAUCCUAGCAUUUCUCUAAGUUUAACCUCCCCCUCCCCCUUUUGAUUGACAGUUUCAUGCUGUGACUUUCUAGAGGGAAUAUAUCUUCCUUGCUGUCGCAACAACACAAUUUUACAUCUUUUACCAUUGGGCUCGGGAACUGGGGAAAUACUUUGGAGGUGACAUUUUUCAUCAUUUCCAGUCUUAUCAGUUUGGCCUUUUUUAAUUUGUUCAUUUCAUUGACAAUUUUAACUACCUGUAAAAUCUAAACAUGGCUGUAAGUGUCACACCAAUCCGGGACACAAAAUGGCUAACACUGGAAGUAUGUCGAGAGUUCCAAAGAGGGACUUGCUCACGACCAGAUACGGAAUGUAAAUUUGCACAUCCAUCGAAAAGCUGCCAAGUUGAAAAUGGACGCGUAAUCGCCUGCUUUGAUUCAUUGAAAGGACGAUGUUCAAGGGAGAACUGCAAAUAUCUUCACCCACCACCACACUUAAAAACACAGUUGGAGAUCAAUGGCCGCAAUAACCUGAUUCAGCAAAAGAACAUGGCCAUGCUGGCCCAACAAAUGCAACUAGCCAAUGCCAUGAUGCCUGGUGCCCCAUUACAACCAAUGAACCAUAUCCCUCAGACAUUCCAAAAAAGAGGGGGGGAGGGAUCUACAUAUUUCAUCGACACUGAUUGCAUUUAUCAAUACCAAACACUAAAGCCAAUGUUUUCAGUUGCACCAAGCCUAGCCACCAAUGCUUCAACAGCCUUUAACCCCUAUUUGGGGCCAGUUUCUCCUGGCUUGGUCCCAGCAGAGAUCUUGCCAACAGCACCAAUGCUGGUUGCAGGCAAUCCUGGUGUGCCAGUUCCUGCUGCUGCUGCAGCAGCAGCACAGAAGCUAAUGCGGACGGACAGAUUGGAGGUAUGUCGAGAGUAUCAGCGUGGCAACUGUAACAGAGGAGAAAAUGAUUGCCGGUUUGCUCACCCUGCUGACAGUGCAAUGAUUGAUACCAACGACAAUACUGUCACUGUCUGUAUGGAUUACAUCAAAGGGAGAUGUUCAAGGGAAAAAUGCAAAUAUUUUCACCCUCCAGCCCAUCUGCAAGCUAAGAUCAAAGCUGCCCAGUACCAGGUCAAUCAAGCAGCAGCUGCUCAGGCAGCAGCUACUGCAGCAGCCAUGACUCAGUCGGCUGUCAAAUCACUGAAGCGACCCCUCGAGGCAACCUUUGACCUGGGGAUUCCUCAAGCUGUACUCCCCCCAUUACCAAAGAGGCCUGCGCUUGAAAAAACCAAUGGUGCCACUGCAGUCUUUAAUGCUGGUAUUUUCCAAUACCAGCAAGCUCUUGCAAACAUGCAGUUGCAACAGCAUACAGCCUUCCUCCCACCAGGCUCAAUAUUGUGCAUGACACCCGCUACAAGUGUUGUUCCCAUGGUGCACGGCGCUACGCCCGCCACUGUGUCUGCAGCAACAACAUCUGCCACAAGCGUCCCCUUCGCUGCAACUGCCACAGCCAACCAGAUUCCCAUAAUAUCUGCCGAACAUCUGACUAGCCACAAGUAUGUUACACAGAUGUAGACACUUAAAUCAUCAAACAAUCAUAUGACAGAGAAGAGGACAGCGUGGUUGAGUGAAGAAUCAGGACAGGUCAUUAGCCAUAAUGUAUAUACCGUAAAAUAACAGCACCCAAAUUUCCUCAGCAGUAAGACAUCCACAUAUUGCAUGUUAACAAAAUGAAAUGACAACUUGGAAAUUCACUGCACACUGUUGCCUAUAUACUUUGUACAUUGAAUAGAUAUUUGUGCUGGGGUGAUCAUAUUGUCUAAAACAGCCUUCCCUAACUUGGUGCCCUCCAGUUGUGUUGAUCUAUAAAUGUGGAUUGCAUCCUGGAAGUUGUAGACCCAAGAAAGUUAAAGGGCAUCAGGUUGGAGAAUGUUAGUCUAAAGACUACAGCAUUGUCCAUCUUUUCUAGCACACAAGUAUGCAAUGCAUACCCAUCUGACGUAGGCAUUGGUAGACUCUUUUCCUACAUAAUCAUGUACGUCAUUUUGAAAAGACAGACUGUGAUGUAGCCAUAGAUCUAUAAUGUAUUGGUACGUCUGUAGACCAAGAUAUAAUUUUUAAAGUAAGUUUAUUAUCUCAAGGUUUACAAAUAACAAAAGGUGCACCUUGUAUUUAAAAUUGCCAUUAUAGAAGAGACCGUGCAUGCACAGUAUAAUUUUUUCCUUUUUUGUUUUAAGAGUAAUAUUUUUAAAUGUAAUAGAUUGUAAGAAGUGGUAAAAGAGGUAUCUGACAGAGAUGAAUGUGCCAAGUAAAACUACAACUGUGUAUAUUUUUAAAGCACAUCAAUGGCUUUAAGUACCAUGUUGUUAAAGAUUUUCAUGAAGUGCCAUAGACUGUAAUCAAAGUAGAGUAUUAUUUCUUCAGUGUUACUUUAAGAACCACAUUUUUGCUUGUUUUGCUAGUAGGUAAUCAGUCAAAGGGCACCCUUCCGUUUCAAACCAAAGCUGUCUCAGAAAUGGCCACCUCAGUUAAUAAUAGACAGCACAUUUUAAUUGUUUUUCUUAUUUUUUUAAAGCAAAAACCAGAGUAGAUAUAUGGGUCAUUCCUACACAUACUGGAUAUAUAAAGCUAUAAAUUAUUAUAAACCAUUGUAAUGGUAAUAGUUUUACAAAGUAUACUAUAUAACAAACAAUAUUUUAAAAAGGGAAGAGCCAUUUCUGAGACAAUAUUAGAAAAAGUCUAAAUAAUUUUAUUUUGCUUCAAUUUUCUAACCUCUGUCAAAAGUCCAAGAGACUCUAAAUGUGUUGAAGAAGAUGGGUUUUCCUUUUCUGAUCCAAUGCAUCACUUCAAAGUCACACACUUAAAAAAAUAGUGACUCUAAUCAUGAGAAAAGCACUGACAUCAGAUGCCUGAUUAAAAAGAAAACCAAAAUAAUCAACAAUCAAUGAAAAUGUUAAUUAGAGUAGGCGCUGGGUGGGUUAAAUAUUGGGUGAGUUUUAUAUGUGAUUUCUUCUGUUGAGAUUUAACUGCUUUAUAGCCUUAGAAAGCCUUUACAAAAUGAAACAAAAAAUAGAUGUGCAUUCAAGUUUUUAAGAUGGAUUCAUCCAAAGGAAAUCCUUUGUGUGGUUUGGAUGUUGCAGUUAGUAAAGGAUAUAUUUUGCUCUGUUCAGCAAAGCUCGAGGUGGGGGCCAGGUCUCUGGUAGCGUCGCGUUAGAAUGGGAGAGGUGAGGGUUCGGUUCUAGAAUUCUCCGUACUUCCAAGUUUACUUGCAAGUUUUUAUGCUUGAGAGAUGCUUUCUAGUUAAAAAAAAAAAAGAAUGAUGUGUUGAUUUUACUGAUUGUACUGUACAUCUAUUAAAGCCUUAGAUUAUUACAUUACGGGUUAAAACCCAUACCAAUGUAAUUUCAAUCGUGUUAAGAAAGUAUAGGUGACUUCACAUGUUAUUGUAGUUUACUUACAUUUAGAGAAUAUGACUUAUUUUUCCUUGUUAAAAUGUAGUUUUUAUUUCGUACAUUUAUUAGAUCAUUUUCAUUUUCUAUUACCAGAUGAAUGCCAUUUAAGUUUAUAGAAUUUUGUUUUAUUAGAUUUUACUGAUGAAUUUUUUUCAAAAUAUGAAAAAGAAUUAAAAAUAUUUUUUCUUCAUAGCAUAUGCAGUUUUGAAUUUACAUGUAGUGUCAUGAAUAUUCGUAUUCUUGUUAACUAAAUGAUUUAUAUUUUACUGAUUUAAUAUUACAAUGUAAGAAUAUCAGUCAUUGUUAGUUCUUGUCUAGUUUUCAUUAAAAGAACAAAGAUCUUUUAUAUGGAUAUCUUAUAUAAUCAUUGUUAAGUAAGAAGUUAAGUUGUUGCUAAUGAAAUGAUCCUGGCAGACAACUGAGUAAUAUUUUGAUGAUUUAUUUUGUUUGUAAUUAAUUAUAAAAGAAAAAAAUCUAGUUCUUAGAUAUUAGAAUAAAAUUUAUUUUCUACUGUAUCCAUUUCAAAUGUUAAAAUAUUGUUUAAAUAUUUUUUGAAAUCCCUGAAUAUCAGGCCUUCUUAUAAAUAAGCUGCAUAAUCAGUAGAUCAAGGGACUUUUUUGUUGAUAAUCCAAAUACUCAAAAAGUUUACGUAUAACAAGAAUUAUAAUAAGUGUGAGUGCUUGUGCAUACUCUUGAGGGAUGAUUAUGCUGCAAUUUAGCAUGUGGGAAAGUAUAGAGAGAAGGUUGACCUUUUGCACUUCUGUAUAUAGUCAAAUAAAAAAAAAUAAAGAGAGAAACCUGUAUAAUAGUAAGAUCUUAUUUUGAAUAAAAAUGUCUAUAAAUACAAGGAGUUUUGUUAAGGCUUAUAAAAAUGACAGGCUGAACAAAAUUGCUUGCAAAAAAAGUGGCACAGAAUUAGCACUCCAUACCCCUUUGAAAAAGUGGCUUUGCUUUAUGUGAACAGCUUCUAGUUUGCCAGGAUUCUUUCAGCUGGAAAGAUUGGCCAUCCUUCUCAUGACUAACAAAAGCUGCACUGGUCUAAAUCUGCCUGAAGAUAAUUUCUGAUGAGACAAGAAAAAUAAAAAUUAUUUUUUUAAAAAUGAAAUUUCAGAAAAAACAGGUACUUCCAACCAUUAAAGGUAAAUCAUGGAUCUAAUAUGUCUUACAUUACUCAAAACAAUUACUGCAUGUUUCAAGUAUCAAGGAGAGAGAGAAAGAAAAAGAAAAUAUAAAUAGAUAUAAAAUAUAUAUUCUAUUCAAACCAGUUUCUGAAAAAUUUCAGUAGUUUUAUUAUUCACACACUAGCGCAAAGACACACAUACACAGAGAAAGUGAUAUUGACUUUCACAUGCACACUAAAGAAGUUUAAAAAUGUUGACAGGCAAACCAAAACAAAACCAUCAUAGCUGUAGUUGUUAUGUAAUUAUUUUUAUUGCUGUAGUGAUCCGGUUCUUUUAGCAGGUGAAAAAAAAUACCCUUUCAAAUUUACCAUUUUUAACCUAAAGCACUUGACAAACCAUGUACAACAUGAAGCCAAAGUGAGGGGGGAGGGAACCAGUGAUUGGAUCUAUUCUGUCUCAUAAUUCAUAUUGAUGAAUUAGUACAUGUUGUACUUCCUUGCAACCCUAUAACUUUCAUCUGCUGAAAGGACAGGUGUGCUUGGUUUUUACUAUUAU
Messenger RNA from Notechis scutatus (mainland tiger snake), 6247 nucleotides. RefSeq names its product muscleblind like splicing regulator 1 (gene MBNL1). NCBI's taxonomy places the organism in Eukaryota, Metazoa, Chordata, Lepidosauria, Squamata, Elapidae. Gene Ontology annotation, cellular component: nucleoplasm; cytoplasm. Gene Ontology annotation, biological process: regulation of RNA splicing. Gene Ontology annotation, molecular function: RNA binding; metal ion binding. The record is from RefSeq and is a predicted model, not a curated record.